CCCAGCCCUCCUGUGGACGAAGAUGGGCCUCUCUGCCAGGACUGUGUAACCGGAGGAACCAGGUCUGGACAGUCAGCCAUGGGAGCCAAUACUUCAAGCAAACCUCCCGUUUUUGAUGAAAACGAGGAUGUCAACUUUGACCACUUUGAAAUUCUGCGAGCCAUCGGGAAAGGCAGUUUUGGGAAGGUCUGCAUCGUUCAGAAGAAUGAUACCAAGAAGAUGUAUGCGAUGAAAUACAUGAACAAACAGAAGUGUGUUGAGCGCAACGAAGUGAGAAAUGUCUUCAAGGAACUCCAGAUCAUGCAGGGUCUGGAGCAUCCUUUCCUGGUUAAUUUGUGGUACUCCUUCCAAGAUGAGGAAGACAUGUUCAUGGUAGUGGACCUCCUGCUGGGCGGGGACCUACGUUAUCACCUGCAGCAGAAUGUCCGCUUCCAGGAAGACACCGUGAAGCUCUUCAUCUGUGAGCUGGCCAUGGCCCUGGACUACCUGCAGAGCCAGCGCAUCAUCCACAGGGAUAUGAAGCCUGACAACAUUUUGCUUGAUGAACACGCGCCGGAGAUGUUCAACUCCAGAAGAGAAGCAGGCUACUCCUUCGCCGUGGACUGGUGGUCGCUGGGGGUGACGGCGUACGAGCUUCUGCGAGGCCGGAGACCCUACCACAUUCGCUCCAGUACUUCCAGCAAGGAAAUCGCGCACAUGUUUGAGACGGCUAUUGUGACUUACCCUUCUGCCUGGUCACAGGAAAUGGUGUCACUUCUUAAAAAGCUACUGGAACCCAACCCAGACCAACGGUUCUCUCGCCUCUCUGAUGUUCAGAACUUCCCGUACAUGAACGACGUGAACUGGGACGCGGUUCUGCAGAAAAGGCUCCUUCCAGGUUUCGUCCCCAGUAAAGGCAGGCUGAAUUGCGACCCCACUUUUGAACUCGAAGAAAUGAUUUUGGAGUCCAAACCUCUUCACAAGAAGAAGAAGCGGCUGGCCAAGAAGGAGAAGGAGACGAGGAAGUGUGAGUCCUCGCAGACGUGCCUUCUCCAGGAGCACCUCGAAUCUGUGCAGAAGGAGUUCCUCAUCUUCAACAGAGAGAAAGUAAAAAGGGACUUUAAUGAAAGACAAGCAAAUCUAGCCUCGGAACACACCAAAGACUCCCAAGAAGAGAACAGCCAGAAUAACAGCCUGUGAAGUUGUCGGCAUCUUCUUCUUGGGACAUUUCCUGGCACCUGGGCCGGCAGGCUCCGGCUUCCACAGCAGGAGGUGCAGACUCCCCACCAUGCACCUCACUCACCUUGGAAAUUGUGAGCGCCUGCCUUUGGAAGGAGGCCACAUGAUACACAGAAGACUUCCCUGGGCUCCUGGGAAUUCGUCGCACCACUAAUGAACCGACCUCGAGCAAGUCACUUAACCACGUUCUCUGCUUCGGUUUCUUCUUCUAAAAUGACAGGUUAUACUAGAUGAGCUCUGCUCUGCCUUUUUAUUGCAGCCACUCUAUCCUGAACUGCAUUUAUUUUUAUUGCAAAUGGAUAUUUGGAUGUAGAUUUAUUUUUCCACUCUGCUAGGUGUGCUAGUGGACAAACAGACAAGGGUGGGGGACUGAGGGAGGCCUUUGGGGCGUGACAGAGGGCUGCUCUUCAGAGACAGGGGACUUCAUCAGGAGGUCACAGCCCCCAAGCCCGACCGAAUAGGUCUAAGAAAUGUAGUCAAGAAGGACACGAAUAGGAGCAGAUUAAAGAGACACAGAUUCACCCAGGCCUUCCAGCGACAUACCACACCAGCUUGUCCCAGCUAGCAACAGCCUGCUGUGCACAUCUGCCCCGAUGCCCUGUGCAGUGAUGUGAAGUUGGGAAGUGGAGAUUGGUGACGAUGGGGCAUUUACACAGAAUGCUACAAAGCAGGACUUACCACCCCCACCCCCACCCAGAAGCCAGCUGUUAAAUAUUUGUUAGCACACCACUUGCUUUCUCCUAACAAUCACGUUCCUUGAGAGCUAAUUGUCCUUUUAAGAUGAUCAGAGACCUGCAUGUGGAAUCAGGAAAGACUUGUCACAUUGAAAGCACAUCUGCCUUGUUGUACAUCGAUGUGUCUCACACAGGAGUUGCAGGCCAAGUUAGAGUGCAAGGCGAACUUGGGUGUGAGUACAAUUGACCCUUGAAAAUUCCCUGAAAUUACCCACAACGUCUGGUGGGCAUCUCGUUGUGAUGAAGCCCGGGGCAGUGAGCCACCUGUCUCACCGAUGACACAAGUCACUGUUCUUGGUUCACUUUGACUCUUUUACUUUUAUUUUUGGCUGAUAUCAGAUGGAUCAAGUUGUCGGACAAUGCACACAGGCCUUUGUAGAGCAGAAUUCACACGUGCAAGGGGCUGGAGUCACAGAGCUCAGGGAACAGUGCUGCCUUGGCUCCUUGCCUUGUGCUUGCUUCAAGGAUGGCCAGGCAGAAUCGCCUAUUACUUGAAGUAUGAUCGAUGUCUCACCGUUUUUCUUUAUAUUUUAUUUAUUUGGGAAACACCAAGUUUAAUUCACCUAAGGGUGAGAUGUAACACAUCUCCACUAUCCUGAGGAUCUUUGCAGGCAGAGGGACUAUUUGGGGGCACCUAUGGGGGCCACUGGGUGGAGAGUCAAGAAGUGAAUAGUCUGGGUGGGGGGCUGGUUUAACCCCUCAGCCACUCGGAUCACCUAAACCUUGACCUUCUCUAUGGAGAGUGUGGGCCUCAGCAAGAUGGCGGGACGCUGGCAACAGGGGAGCCCAGACUGGCCCAUCUGGGAAACCGGACAGAUGGGAGUAGGCAGAAGUAACAGAUGCAGCCACCUGCUGCACCAGACUGUGCCAGGAGGGUGUUUGCAGGAGGGCAUCUCAGCGUGGGUAGAGCCGUGUGGAGUUGUAACUCAGCAUUCAUGGCAGUCUCCUCACUAGGCUGAUGGGCCCAGAAUUUCUGGCAGAGCUGUGGAAGUGUCUACCGACUUCAGGAGCAAACAUACUUUCGUCAAGGAUUAAAGCCAGCUCCUUUGUUCUGGGUUUAUUCCUUUUCUGUACAUUUUCCACACACUAUCUAUGCUAUUUUGUUGUUUCUCCAAACAUUAUAAAUUCUAAGGGCUUGUUGGACUCAAUUUCACAAAGAGCGAGAUGGGGUGACGAGAUGACCAGAAUCUGCUCCAGGGUGUCAGGGGUCACUUGGUGUUUGCCAACUUCCAUCUGUCACUGUGUCUUGAUUCAAGCCCUGAUGUGCUGUGCACGGGGGUGGAGCUCAUCAUUCAUGCCACUCCACGUCUCCAGUGUCUAGUGGGACAGUAGCCCAAGGCAGUCCCUGUGGUCUGAGUCCCUGGUUUGCAUCUCCAGGGACUGUGUGCGUACCUGCAGCAGCCCUGUGGGCGUCCAGGAGCUGCGGACGGGUGUCCCGACUAGACAGCACAGCCUCAGAGAGGUGACAGGGUUUCCCCAACCUCCGCAGGUCACACACCCCCGGAGCAUGUUCAGUGAGGGAAAGAAAACAAGUUUUGUGUCCGUCAGUGGAGAAUGACCGAUUAUAAACACCUCCCACCACUGUACAUUUUAAAUAUUUGGACAAACAAGUGUUCCAAAAAUGAAAAGGAUGCCUAAAUCCUUACCAUAAUUGCUGCUUAUUGAAAACAGAUGAUCUUUUUCCCCCCAUACCUUUGGCUAAAAGUUACCACCCUACCAUGUGGAAUAUGUCUCCUCUAGAUUCAGACAAACAAGGCUCAGGGCUAAGAAUUUCAGAAAACAGGGCGACUGCUGCAUUUUCCUGUCUGGUGUCCCUGGAAUCCUUUCCUCCGAGCAGCUUCCUCCCUUAUCCAUGUGGAGCAGCGAAAAAGUCUGAGCAGGUUUUGAGCACCAGAAGCCUCCUGGUUAUAACACUAGCACUGCAGCUCGUGUUAUAACACCCAUCCUGCUGCAUUCAUGGUGCCCUCUAGUGGAUGGGCGGGGCAGUGGAGCCCGGCGACACUGGCCACAGCCCGAACUCUGGAAGAAAAUGCUCUGCUAAUGGCAAAUGCACCUGGAUAGAAGCACUGGUUUGAGUGAGGCCACUGCCAUGGCAGGAAUGAAUGGCAAGCAGCCCAGAGCCUUGCUACAUUAAGUUCAUUUAGUGGUUAGUCUUCUUCUGAUGGGAAAGUUUUAACCAGAUGUGAUUAGACUUAGAUCAUCAUAGGUUGUCUAGAUUGAAAGGACAAAUAAAUAACUGGAGAAUGAAUGGUAACCCAGCCAGCAGGGGGCAGUGUGGCCGCUUGGGGCUGAUGCAGAAACACUAAGGCUUCAAUUCUGCCAAAGCUGAACAAAAAGGCAUGAAAAGCACAGCGGGUUUGUUUCAGUGCCCAGCUGUCUUUGCAUUAUGUCUACCCAAAGUCCUGUUUCCUACGCUGUCUACCUGUGAUCACUGCUUCCGACAAGCUCAGUGUGUCUGACAGUAAAUACUGAUGUCAACCCUCCAAACCUGUUUUCUGUGCUGUUGUGAACAGGCGGCCGUUGGAUGGGAAGGUCACAGUCUGUUCAGCUGUAGCAUCCCCAGUGUCAGUGUGCCUGUGUAUUAAAAUGUCGUCUGCACACAGUAAGACACUGACCCUUCUUCGUCAGG
Messenger RNA from Phyllostomus discolor (pale spear-nosed bat), 4581 nucleotides. RefSeq names its product serine/threonine kinase 32A (gene STK32A). Gene Ontology annotation, biological process: protein phosphorylation; regulation of signal transduction; G protein-coupled receptor signaling pathway. Bases 79 to 1179 code for a protein of 366 amino acids. The transcript has 11 exons. The record is from RefSeq and is a predicted model, not a curated record. Gene Ontology annotation, molecular function: G protein-coupled receptor binding; G protein-coupled receptor kinase activity; ATP binding. NCBI's taxonomy places the organism in Eukaryota, Metazoa, Chordata, Mammalia, Chiroptera, Phyllostomidae.